UUAUCACAAGUGUAGAUUUUACUUCUUUUGAGAUACCCAGUUUUCUGUAUGCAAAAAAGGUUUCGAUGAAAGAUUAGAGUGUUCUCUUUGGAUGAUGGGUUUGAUCUUUGUGUUGUUUUUAUGUGAAGUCUUAAGUCUAUAAGCCGAAUUGUAGAACAUUGGAGCCAUCAAACCAGAAUAUAUAACGCACAAAGAAGAGCUAUUUAUUACACCGUUGCAAGUUUUUCAGUUACUAAGUGAAUCUUCACAAGCUCAAAGUAGUCAUGUCUGCUACGAUUACGAUGACUGCAGAAACAAAGGAUUGAAAACUAAAUGGGCCUAAUUAUAUUAUCCAGGCCCAUUAUAAGAGGUUUACAUAUAAGUAACAUAGCUUAGCUUACCUUCAUUCAAAAUAAUUCAAGCCGAGAAACUCGUCCCCUUAAAACCCCAAGACUUCUCUGUGACCUAGCUUCCAGGUCAAGUUAUGACAGAGACAGGAGAAGUUGCUGUGAACCCGAGAGCAUAUCCUAUCGCAGAUUCUCAGUUAUCGUUAACGAUUCUGGAUCUAGUUCAACAAGCCGCUUUCCAUCAACAACUCAAGAAGGGUGCUAAUGAAGCUACGAAGGCACUUAAUCGUGGGAUCGCUGAGAUUGUGGUCAUGGCUAUAGAUGUUGAUCCCCUGGAUAUUCUUCUUCAUCUUCCUUUAAUAGCUGAGGAUAAGAAUGUUCCGUAUGUGUUUGUGCGUUCAAAGCAAGCCUUGGGAAGAGCAUGUGGUGUAUCAAGAUCUGUUAUUGCUUGUUCUAUCACAUCAAAUGAUGAUGGUGGUCUGUUGGAAAAACAAAUCGAGCAUCUCAAGGAUACUAUUGAGAAGCUUCUCAUCUAAAAAUAAAAACCUCGAAUUGACUGCUCGGUAUGAUGAGUCUCCCCUUACGGUAAGGCUUUGACUGAAGUUUUGUGUAAGCAAAUACCAAAUCAAAAACCGUCCAUAUUUCUCUCUUAUUUUUUACUUUUUGCUGUAAAGUAUGACAUGACAUUGAUAAUUGACACAUUUAUCUAAAUUUCUGUUUCUUCAA
Molecule: messenger RNA, 1052 nt
Organism: Raphanus sativus (radish)
Lineage: Eukaryota; Viridiplantae; Streptophyta; Magnoliopsida; Brassicales; Brassicaceae
Exons: 4
Coding region: 464-862 (132 amino acids)
Biological process (GO): maturation of SSU-rRNA; ribosome biogenesis; mRNA splicing, via spliceosome
Cellular component (GO): small-subunit processome; box C/D methylation guide snoRNP complex; precatalytic spliceosome
Molecular function (GO): RNA binding
Source: RefSeq, a predicted model, not a curated record